CAUAAUUCUCAGCUUCCGUCUUUUCUCCCCCACUCUCUUUUCAAUCUCUUCUAUCUUUCUUGUCUCUGUCUAUUUCACUUAUCUUUUUAAGUGUAGAAUAAUAGUAGUGUUUUCUCUGCUUUUCCUUUUAGUUAUCUGAUCGUAAGCUACAUUUCUCAGGCAGAGUUCAAAUACCUUCAACAACCCACAAACCAAGUAGAAAAUGAAGAAGUUUGUGCUGAAGUUGGAUUUGGAAGGUGACAAAGAGAAGCAGAGGAGGGCUUUGAAGACUGUGUCUGCCCUUUCAGGGAUUGACGAAAUCUCCAUCGACUUGAAAGGAAAGAAACUAACGGUGAUUGGAACAGUUGACCCUGUGACUGUGGUGAGCAAAUUGCGCAAAAAGAAUUGGCCGGCAGACAUCAUCUCCGUCGGCCCAGCCAAAGAACCGGAGAAAAAAGAGGAGCCGAAGAAGGAAGAGCCUAAGAAAGAGGAGGCGAAGAAGGAGGAGGACAAGAAAGAGGAGCCGAAGAAGGAGGAGGCCGCCAAGGAAGAACCAAAGAAAGAAGAGCCAAAGAAGGAGGAGGGAGCCAAGGAAGAACCGAAGAAAGAAGAACCCAAGAAGGAGGAGGAGAAAAAACCCGAGCCGGAACUGGUGCUUGGCACAGCAUUUCCUGGCACAGCGCUGCCGUACAGGCCGUACUAUCCUCCGAUGAACACAUACUACUAUGUGCACCACAGCGUGGAAGAAAACCCGAAUGCAUGCGUUAUCAGCUGAAACAAUGAUAUGGGAUCUAUGGUCCUUUUUCCCCCUUGUUCUUGGUUUUGUAGAAUUUAUGCAAAUCCAAGGCUAAAAAACUCGGUAGACCGAUCAAACUUUGGUUUUACAAAGUAAUGUGUUAUUAGUAUAUUCAAGAUUUUGUGGAUGUGUACAUAAUUUAAUAAAAGUUUUGCUCGUCAUCAA
Molecule: messenger RNA, 940 nt
Organism: Sesamum indicum (sesame)
Lineage: Eukaryota; Viridiplantae; Streptophyta; Magnoliopsida; Lamiales; Pedaliaceae
Molecular function (GO): metal ion binding
Source: RefSeq, a predicted model, not a curated record